Messenger RNA from Colletotrichum graminicola M1.001, 498 nucleotides. Its product is annotated as NUDIX domain-containing protein. Gene Ontology annotation, molecular function: 8-oxo-7,8-dihydrodeoxyguanosine triphosphate pyrophosphatase activity. The record is from RefSeq and is a predicted model, not a curated record. NCBI's taxonomy places the organism in Eukaryota, Fungi, Ascomycota, Sordariomycetes, Glomerellales, Glomerellaceae. Bases 1 to 498 code for a protein of 165 amino acids. Gene Ontology annotation, cellular component: cytosol. Gene Ontology annotation, biological process: dGTP catabolic process. The transcript is spliced from 3 exons.
AUGGGCAGCACGGUGCAGCAGGCCGGCGAGGCCCCAAACCCCUUCGCCCACACGCGUGUGGGCGUCGCCGCCAUCAUCCGGCGCGAGGACGGCAAAAUCAUCGUGGGCCGACGUAAGAGCAGCCACGGCGCAGGGACAAUCCAGCUCCCCGGCGGCCACCUCGAGUUCGGCGAGUCCUUCUUCACCUGCGCGGAGCGCGAGACGCUCGAGGAAACGGGGCUGCGGGUACGCGGCACCAAGGUCGCGGGCUUGACCAACGACUUCUUCGGGGACCUCGGGAAGCACUACAUCACCAUCUUUGUGAGAUGCGAAUUGGAGGAUGACAAAGCGGAGCCCAUGAACAUGGAGCCCGAAAAGUGCGCGGGGUGGUCGUGGGUGACGUGGGGCGAGAUUCGGGCCAUCAACGAGGCGGCCAAGGAGGGAGGCCAAGGGCCAAAGCUGUUCCUGCCGUUGCAGAACCUGGUAGAGGAGAACCCGGACUUUGAGGCGUCUGCUUAG